CUCAUGAAAGGUCAUGGAUUUCAUGAUUCAUGAAUGUGUGUGAACCUUGUAACAGCUAGCGAUCAUUUCGAUCUGUGCCGUCAAGGAGGGAAGAACUUUGGAAGUUCGUGUUAGUGCUUAAUAUUUGUGCGUACAAUAGAAUAAAUGAUGCCAGAAUAAGUGAAUUAAUGUAUAUUUGUACACGUUGUGUGUGGUGUGAAGAAUUACUAGACCUUGAAGAAGCUGUCUUGUCUGAACACUGAAGCAAAAAUGUCACCUCUGUCGUUUGGUCUAAGACGUAAGACUGAAAAUAGGCAUUUUAAAGACUGUCAUCAUAAUGUUUUUUUACCAACGGAUUUAUGGACAAAGUGGAUCACUUUGUUGCUCGUCGUUUCUGUUUUUGGUCAGUAUGCUACUGCAGAAGAAUAUCACUGUGUAUGGUAUGGCCAGUGUAAUAAAGAUGAUUUGGGGAGAUAUCAGAAUUGUCCAUAUGAAGGUCCAGCAAAAGAGUUGGAAGCAGGUGGCCAGAAAUUACUAAAAAAAUGGUGCCCCCAUUUUUCUGACAGUAAAGUGCCUGUAGUGAAAACUUGCUGUGAUACAAACCAGUUGAAAACAAUGGAUCAGAAUAUUCUGUUGGCAGCAGCUUUUCUUCAGCGAUGCCCGUCGUGCUUACAGAAUCUUGUCAAGCACAUCUGUGAUUUUACAUGUGCAGAUGAUCAAAGCAGAUUUAUCAAUGUGACAGAGAUUGAGCAUAGUGAAACUGAAGAUAAAGACUAUAUCAAUAGUAUAGAAGUAUACAUUCAAGAUGAAUAUAUGAAUGGCACAUUCAACUCUUGCAAACAAGUAUCCGUGCCAUCAACAAGUCGUCUGGCACUUGAUAUGAUGUGUGGAGAAUGGGGUGCAAGCCGCUGUUCACCCAAGAAGUGGUUCACAUACAUGGGAGAAGCUGAGGACAAUCCAUUUGUCCCAUUUCAGAUUACUUAUAUUGAGACAGACAGACCAAUAGGAAAGUAUGUUCCAAUGAACCCAUCAGUAACACCCUGUAGCAAAGGAAUAAGUCCUGAGGUACCUGCCUGCAGCUGCGUGGAUUGUGAAGCAAGUUGCCCUGUUCCGCCACCAGAACCACAACCGUCAAAGCCAUUUAUAGUAUUUGGCAUGGAUGGUGUUCCAGUCAUCAUGGGCAUAAUUUGGGCUGUGGGGUCACUAGUGUUCCUCAUAGCUGUAUUUUGCUGUUCUGAUAGCAAGAACACCAUAGCAAGCCUGGUACGGGGUGAUGGAGCAGAUGAGGUUAGACACAUCGUUGGACAACGGCUGGCUGGUAUUAACCAAUCUCGGAUUGCCCUCGGUGCAGAUGAGGAAGAAAGUCCCUUGCAAUCAAAAAGAUCUAGUGUGAUUAGUCCUAAUGAAGAGGCUUUACCAAAACAUGUGGACCAGGGUUCACCCUCAUUUCUAGAAAAGUUAGGGGCCGGAACAGAUGCUUUGUUGGGAGACUUUUUUUGGUGGUGCGGCACAGGCUGUGCUCGUUAUCCUUGGCUUGUUUUGUUUGUGGGACUGUGUGUGGUAGUUGGUUUGGGUCAUGGCAUCAAAUACAUAAACGUAACCACAAACCCAGUAGAACUGUGGGCUUCACCGAAUAGCAGGUCAAGAGUUGAACGAGAAUAUUUUGAUAGCCACUUUGAACCCUUCUACCGCACAGAACAGGUUAUCAUCCAUGCAUCAGGAUAUAAGUCUAUUGUUCACAAUACUUCAAAUGGACCCAUAGUUUUUGGACCUGCUUUCAACAGUACUUUCCUAAAGACAGUUCUGUCCCUUCAGGAAGAAAUAAAAAAGAUUGGAAGUGAAGAAGGCAGUGGGUUAGAGAAGAUCUGCUUUGCUCCGUUGACAUCACAGUUCACUGGACCACCCCAUGUAAGACAGUGUGCGGUUCAGAGUGUCUGGGGCUACUUCCAAGAUAGUGAAGAACUUUUUAAUGAAACUGAAACUGAUCCAGAAGGAUUUGUUGUGAACUACUUGGAUCAUUUUGUGAAGUGCACGCAGAAUUACUACAAUCCUGAAUGCCUUGCUGGGUAUGGAGGCCCUGUCGAUCCAGCCAUAGCUUUAGGUGGUUUCUUGAACGCUGGAGAGUCAUUACAAGGUGAACCAAGCUAUGAGAAGGCCACAGCAGUAAUCCUUACAUUUCUUGUCAAUAACUAUCACAACAAGACCAAACUGGUACCAGCUCUUGAAUGGGAACAGAAGUUAGCUGUUUUUCUGUUUCAGAUUGACAGCAAAGUGACACUUGGUUUAGGAGGAGUGUUAAUUGUACUUGCUUCUGUAGGUUGCUCAGUGGGCUUCUUUGGCUUUAUUGGUGUUCCAGCAACCUUAAUCAUCAUUGAAGUAAUUCCGUUCUUGGUACUUGCCGUGGGCGUCGACAAUAUCUUCAUUCUUGUGCAGACACAUCAGAGAGAACCUCGCCGUCCAAAUGAAAGCCAUGUGGAACAUAUAGGUCGUGUUGUUGCCCAAGUCGGGCCAUCCAUGCUCCUGACAAGCUUGUCAGAGUCAUGUUGUUUCUUUCUAGGAGCUUUAUCGGACAUGCCUGCAGUUCGUGCAUUUGCUUUGUAUGCAGGAAUGGCUCUGCUGAUCGAUUUCUUACUUCAGAUCACCUGCUUUGUCAGUUUGUUAGCUCUGGACACCAUACGACAAGCAGGCAAUAGAUUAGAUGUUUGUUGCUUCAUGCAUGGUCCUAAGGCUGAAGUAGAUCCCAGCUCUGAGGGAAUCCUAUACAAGCUCUUCAAGGUUCUCUACGUGCCUUUGCUAAUGAAGACACCGGUCAGAGCUGCUGUGAUGGUGGUAUUUUUUGGCUGGUUAUGCACAAGUAUUGCUGUAAUCCCUGGCAUUGAAGUUGGUCUGGACCAAGAACUCUCAAUGUCUGAAGAUUCAUAUGUUCUUAAAUAUUUCAAGAACAUGAGCCGUUAUUUAUCCAUUGGGCCCCCAAUGUAUUUUGUUGUCAAAAGUGGUCUGAAUUACUCAGAUCCCAAUAACUCUCACAUUGUGUGUGCACCCCAAGGCUUCUGUGGCUCAACACAUUUCUUAGUGAUUGCAUUUUUUUUUUGCUUUCAUAUUUACAGAACGUACAUUGCUAGAGCUGCAGCUUCAUGGAUAGAUGACUACUAUGAUUGGUCAGCUCCUAAUUCCGGAUGUUGCAGGUUCUUUCCACAGAACAGUUCCUUCUGCCCGCAUAGCCAUUCUGGCUGUUUAGACUGUGUUAUUCGUGUUGACAAAAAAACCGGUCGACUAGUUCCAGUUGAUUUUGAAAAGUACAUCCCAUUCUUUUUGCAAGAUAACCCAGAUGAAUCCUGUGCUAAGGCUGGACAUGCGGCUUACGGACAGGGUGUUAGAUAUGAAGUGGAUGAACACGGCCUUGCCCAUGUCGGAGCAAACUAUUUCAUGGCAUAUCACACAAUCUUGAAAACAUCGAAGGAUUAUUUUGAGUCACUGAGAUCAGCUCGGACAAUUUCAGCAAAUGUUACAGACACCAUAAACUCGCAUUUGCAGACCUUGGGUUACAGUACCACCAUUGAAGUGUUCCCAUACAGUGUCUUCUAUGUCUUUUAUGAGCAGUACUUAACAAUGUGGUCUGACACACUGUUCAGUCUUGGAGUUUCAUUAGCGGCUAUUUUUGGGGUGACAUUCCUUUUGAUGGGUCUGGACAUUUCUUCAUCCAUUGUGGUGAUUAUUACCAUCACAAUGAUUGUGGUGAACAUUGGAGGCCUCAUGUACUGGUGGCACAUUACAUUAAAUGCUGUCUCUCUUGUCAACCUUGUAAUGGCUGUUGGCAUUUCUGUGGAGUUUUGUAGUCAUCUUGUACAUUCUUUUGCUGUGUCAGUAAAGGAAACUAGAGUAGAGAGAGCUGCAGAUUCACUAACAAGCAUGGGAAGUUCGGUUUUCUCUGGAAUCACCCUAACGAAAUUUGGAGGCAUUCUGGUUUUAGGGUUUGCAAAGUCUCAGAUCUUUCAGGUAUUCUACUUCCGCAUGUAUCUUGGCAUUGUGCUUUUUGGAGCAGCUCAUGGGCUCAUUUUCCUGCCAGUACUUUUAAGUUAUAUUGGUUCUCCCAUGAACAAAGUCAAAGUGGCCAACCACGAGAGACAUCUGCAGCGGCUGCAGAUUCAGGAUAAUGCUGCUUGUGGGGAAACUUCAUUAAAUAGAGUAAGCAUCAGCAAGGGGAAGGGAGGGUCGGAGACAGCCGACUUAGGGAUGUGGUCGCCUCACUCACAACUCCCGGGAAGGAGUGAUGUCUCAGAGAUGGGGACGUACCGAAGCCUUUCUGGACACACGUCCACUGAAUUCUGCUGACAACAGUGCACCUAGCACAUCUCAAUCCCCACUUAUAGUUGGUCCACUCCCCGGUAACUAUGACAGCAUUUAGCGGCAGAGCUUUCCCAUGGUGCACUUUGCUACAAUGGUAGUUAAUCUCACUUCACCUGCUCACAAUUCAACCCCAUAAUUGUUACCUACACCUGCAUCAGAGGAUCAGAUACAGUUCAGUUAUCAAGCGACAUAUGUACUAUGUGAAAGGAAAACAAAUAUAUCUAGCAAGUUGUGUAAAUUCAUGAACAGAAGUGGUCCUCCAGUGGAGUUAUACUCUGUAUCACAGUUCAUAGUACUCACUUUCCAUAGUUGCUUACUACACAGGUUGGUGGCAGUUGGCACUGUAUUGAGUUUCAGUACCAUCCCAUUCUGUCAUGCCUGGAAGGUCAUAAAAGUGGAUGGAAUCUUCCAGUAACCUUAUCUGUUCUUUCAAUAUGCCAUGACUGUAGCCUCCAAUUAAAUAAUGUACAGAAAACACCAUAGAAUCUUACACAUUUGUGUAGUGAUUCAAGUAAUAUAUGAUUCUCAGCCAUCUUUCCUUUGAGAUUAAACACUAUAUGAGUGUGAUAAGCAGUGGGAAAUAGAUGGAGACUUGCUUUAUGAGCACGGAUAUUCAGUGAAUGCACUACCGCAAGUAUCAGUGAAGGACCACACAGUUUGGUGUUUCUGUUUUACAUUUUUACUGUGGAGAGCCCCUGAAUACAAUCAGCAGGUUUUAUUGAGAGUUCCUGAAUGUAAAACAGUAUUUGAGGCUAUUAAGCUUACAAUUUGAGAUACUUUGUAAGCAACAGUGUGCAGUCUGCCUGUCCUUCUGUAGCAGCAGUAUUGUAAUGAUAGUAUAAAUUUAUAUCUUUCCAUGUAACAGCAGCACACCAGUCCAGUGAAACUGGUGGUUAUAUUUUACUACAGUUCAGUACGUAAGAAGCCUGCAUAAUGCAGUGAACAUUAAUUAUAUAAAAAGAUUUUAAAAAUCCUGUUUGUACUUUCUUAGCCAGAAACUCUACCUACUGUGCCUCAGGAAUGACUUAUAUUUGAAUAAAUGCACAUUUCUGAUUAGAAGGUCUAAUGUUGAUAUAUUUUGCACCUUUCAUAAUGAAGUUCUGUAGUAACACUGAUGAAGGGAGGACUGUAGGAUUCAGUAGGUCAGUUAUUUUUCUGUUCUAUAAUUUAAUAAUUGUUGCAAACGUACUGAAGCUCCUGUUAUGAACUUAAGUGAUUUUCAACGACUUAAAUGAUUUUGAAAGCUGUGUCUCUUAACUAUAUUUGUUAUUAGCAAAAUGAUUCUGUAAGUCUACAAUUUAGUUCUUGAAAUAUAUAUGUUUAAGGAUGGAAAAGUAAUACAUUGCAUAGUUUAUAUUU
Molecule: messenger RNA, 5685 nt
Organism: Cryptotermes secundus
Lineage: Eukaryota; Metazoa; Arthropoda; Insecta; Blattodea; Kalotermitidae
Gene: Npc1a
Product: NPC intracellular cholesterol transporter 1
Exons: 26
Coding region: 250-4311 (1353 amino acids)
Cellular component (GO): membrane
Source: RefSeq, a predicted model, not a curated record